CAUGAAACACAAUCUUUCGACUUGCACCACCAUCUCCAUUAUAUACAGCAAGGCCUCUUACACUCAGCCAGCGACCAAAACCUUAAAACUAGCAAUCAAUUCAAUUCUUAUCUUCAUGGCUGCCUCUGUUGUCCUGAAGCUGACUUGCUUGGUGCUUGCAUGCAUGGUGGCAAGCGCACCCAUGGCUGCCGAAGCAGACAUAGCAUGCAACCAGGUGGUGAGUUACCUGACCCCAUGUGUUUCUUAUGUAGCCAGUGGUGGGUCUGUGCCGGCUGCUUGCUGCAGCGGGAUCAAGUCCCUCUACGAUCUGGCUAAGACCACGGCGGACCGCCAGAGCGUUUGCAGGUGUCUGAAGCAAGCUGUUAAUGGGAUUCCGUACACUGGUUACAACAUUGGUCUAGCAGCUGGACUUCCUAACAAGUGUGGGGUUAACCUCCCUUACAAUAUCAACCCUUCUGCAAACUGCAACGACAUAAAGUGAGGUUGAUGGACCAGUGGUUUUCAUCUACAAGAAGAUGUAGUAGCUUGAGAAUAAAUGGGUGCUUUUAUAUAUCUGCCUGUAGCUCCUGUUAUAGCUUCGUCUUUGUAGUCUUGUAGUUGUAAAUCAUCCACUUGAUGGGUUGAUCUUGCUUUUAGUUCUAUGUACUUUGCCUUCCAAGAAGAUCAAAUCUGUGGAUGUAUAUCUCAGUUAUCACUAAAGAGUCAUGUUUGCUACUUUAUCCUUGCUAAUUGCAUUUGACUUUUACUUC
Corylus avellana is the source of this 749-nucleotide messenger RNA. RefSeq names its product non-specific lipid-transfer protein 3. The record is from RefSeq and is a predicted model, not a curated record. NCBI's taxonomy places the organism in Eukaryota, Viridiplantae, Streptophyta, Magnoliopsida, Fagales, Betulaceae. Gene Ontology annotation, biological process: lipid transport. Gene Ontology annotation, molecular function: lipid binding.